CUUGAACUAUCAAUCAUGAGUUAUUGUACCAUAAAAAAGUUGUCAGUGAUAACUCGAACCAGACUGCGUUAUCAAUCCAGCCAUCAAGACAGAUUGGAUAUACUAAUCAGCAUCCACCUGGUGCAAAGAUUUUGCAAUUUAUUGUCGGAAAAAUUUUCUGUUACGAUUACACUACAGCUGGCAGAAGGACUGCUAGAUUUUCUACAAUUUUAUGCAUCAUUUUUUCAUUAUGGUGAUAAGCUACAAAUUUCGGAUUAUUUGGACGCUGGUUUUUUUGCGGUGGUCUUCUUCCUGACUUUGACGCUGUUCGCGCUGGUUAAUAAAGAGUGGAUGUUGCUUAAAAAGUUCGUGAUGGAGUGGGAGUGGGAGAAAAGGGUCCAUGGAUUGACUACUUUUCCUGCCAACUGUGGAUUUACCACUUUCAAAGAAGAAUUGUCCAGCGUUGACAUUACACAAUUCGCUAUAUGGGGCUUCCCCAUUGUCAACACGACGAUAAUCACUGUUAUCGCCCUCGUGAUUCUCCCAAUGGCUCAUAAUUUCUUUUAUGCAACUGGUGACCAUCAUCAAUCCUUGUCAAAUUCUACGUCCAGGCCUGACACAAAUUUUUCCACCCUUGCCCAAAAUGUCUCCUCAACUUUUGUGUAAAACGGGUCAAUUCAUCUGCUUGAUAAGUGAGCUCGAUAAGUACUUGCAAAAAACCAUGUAGACUAAUUAAUUAUGUAUAUGUAAUUGCGUUCAUGUUUGUCUAAUUAAAUAUAUAAAUUCAUAAUUGUGUUCAAGAAAAUUUGGAAUGCAAAUUAACUUUUAUUCAUGCAAGAGAUCAUUGUGUCAUCUACCUGUAAUUAUUUAUUAAAAAGAUUCAGAAAAAUUAAGAAAAUUUUUCAUAUUUAUUAAGUAUUUGUCAGCAAAAUAUGGAAAGGUUUGAUAUCAUUAAAAUUAUUAAAAUGUGGUAAUUGAGAACAUCCCAUUUUUAGUAUUAUUCAUGAAAAUUAUGUAUUUCGAGUUUUCGAAUUUUAAUUUGCAACACAUAUACAUAUUUUUGCUUGAAAUUAUUUAAAUAAAUACAAUGCUAUGUCAA
Molecule: messenger RNA, 1078 nt
Organism: Folsomia candida
Lineage: Eukaryota; Metazoa; Arthropoda; Collembola; Entomobryomorpha; Isotomidae
Exons: 3
Coding region: 16-645 (209 amino acids)
Source: RefSeq, a predicted model, not a curated record